AUGCUUCAUAAAUAUCUAGACUUUGCUCCCACUGCAUUUCAAAACCUGCUUUCUCAAGCUGCAGGUCCCGGGGGAACGCUGGUAUUUGCAGGCUCCAGACGAACAAUAAACAGCAUUGUACUGUUGAGCAAUGGAAUAUCCUUUGCUAUACAGGUGCUUGUCUUUCUUUGCAUCGGUAGCUUUGCUGAUUUUGGCACCUGGAGGCCAAAUAUACUCAUUGCGUUGUCUAUCAUCGCAUAUGCAGUUGGCUUUGGGUGGAUAGACGUCCACACUUCUGAAAAAUGGCACAUUGCAUCUGGCCUUUACAUUGUAGGUCUUAUCGCCUACCAGACUUGCCUGACCUUUUGGACAGCGGCCUUUCCCGGCCUUGCAAGAAAUACAGCCGAAAUUCGACAAAAGGCAGAUGAAUAUCGUGCUGGCCUCAUCACCAAGGAUGAUUUUGAUACCGUCGACUCGAUGAAGCGAAGCCAGUUGUCAAAUGUAGCCUUUUAUGUCCAGUCUGUUGGCGAGGUGUUUAUACUAGCCAUCAUUGUAGGCAUUAUGUUUGCAUUGGACGUCAAUGCCAGCGAGGCCAAUAAUAACAAGGGAUUGAGUGUUCUUAUUGCGUUUGCAACAGCUGUUUGGUUGCUCUUGUCGAUACCCUGGUUCAUCUUGGAGAAGAGACGGCCCGGACAAGAUCUGAAUGGAAAGAACAUCGUUCUGGCUGGUUUAGGUCAGCUAUAUCGUGCGGCGACUGAGAUAUGGUCUCUAAGGCAGAGCUUAUUCUACCUUAUCGUGAUUGCAACGCUUCAAAACAGUAUCGUUGCAUAUAACACGCUCCAGUUAACAUACCUUCUUAUAGUUGGCAUCGUUUCUCAGGCCAUCGGAAUCUAUGCCUUCUGGGCCAUACAGCAGCGCUUCAGCUUACAGCCCAAGACUAUGUUCAACGUUAUCGCAGUCGCCAUCAUUCUCCUUGACGGCUGGGGGAUGGUCGGCAUCUGGACCUCUCGCUUUGGAUUCCACAACACCUGGGAGGUCUGGGCCUACCAAGCAUUCUAUGGCCUUUUUGUGUGUCCCUGGUACAGCUACAGCCAGAUCAUGAUAUCGGAAGUGACUCCUCGGGGCAAGGAGUUCCUCUUCUUCAGCCUGUUCAGCAUCAUUGGUAAGACGUCUUCUUUCAUCGGCCCGCUGGUAUCCAGCGCCAUCAUAGAUGCUUCGCCAUCAGGGAACAAUUCGACUCCGUUCUACUUUCUGUUUGCUCUUAGUCUGGCAAGCUUUGUGUUCCUUUUCUUCUUCGUGGAUGUACCGACGAGCCGGAGGGAACAAGCGCUCUUUUUGGCCAGAGAGAAGGCGAGAAUUGCAGAGAGGGAAGAGCCUUCGACCGGCUGA
Trichophyton benhamiae CBS 112371 is the source of this 1368-nucleotide messenger RNA. RefSeq lists its product as uncharacterized. Bases 1 to 1368 code for a protein of 455 amino acids. The transcript has 3 exons. The record is from RefSeq and is a predicted model, not a curated record. NCBI's taxonomy places the organism in Eukaryota, Fungi, Ascomycota, Eurotiomycetes, Onygenales, Arthrodermataceae.